Molecule: messenger RNA, 2267 nt
Organism: Cydia amplana
Lineage: Eukaryota; Metazoa; Arthropoda; Insecta; Lepidoptera; Tortricidae
Gene: Nhe1
Product: sodium/hydrogen exchanger 8
Exons: 7
Coding region: 89-2146 (685 amino acids)
Biological process (GO): potassium ion transmembrane transport; sodium ion transport; regulation of intracellular pH
Cellular component (GO): membrane
Molecular function (GO): sodium:proton antiporter activity; potassium:proton antiporter activity
Source: RefSeq, a predicted model, not a curated record
CACUUGCUGGGCUAUCAAGGCAAAAUCAGUUAUAUUAUCUUGCAGUAAUUGUAAAUAAUACGAUCGAGUAAAUUCUACAACAUUCAAAAUGAUCCAGUUUAAGUUUACAGUGAUAUUCAUAAGCUUUUUUCUUGUGUUCAAGUUAACCUACGCAAAAGAUACUAGUCAAGUGCCUACAAAUGAGAGGAAAAACCGUGGAUCGAUAUCCGAAGAGACAUUACAGUCGCAAUUGAUAAAUACUUACGGCAGCAAGUAUGACCGUAUGUUACAGAAACUUUCAAGGUCGAAAAGACUAAGUGAGGGUAAUUCUAGCGAAUCAAGUAGUAUUGCCAGUGAAAAUGGAAACUCGUCGAGCAGUUCAUCUACAGAAAGCCCGCCCGUCAUUUAUGAAUUCGGCGCCUCCAAUACUUCCUUAUUCGCGGUGGUGCCAGUUAACGCUUCGCCAUCCGCACCACCCAAUGCGUCAUCCGUCGGGCCUUCUGACGCCGCGCCACUGCCGGAAAAGAGUUCUGCCGAGGAUGAACACAAUAGUUCCAUGGCUAUAUUCUUUGUGUUGUGUAUUUUGGCGCUUGGAAUCCUCUUGAUACACCUUAUGCUACAAACUGGCUUCUCCUAUCUGCCUGAGAGUGUUGUUAUUGUUUUCCUUGGAGCCUUAAUUGGAAUGAUCAUUAACAUGAUGUCAAUUCGUAACAUCGCCAAUUGGCGUAAAGAAGAAGCAUUCUCUCCAACGGCUUUCUUUUUGGUGCUUUUACCACCUAUUAUAUUUGAGUCUGGAUACAAUUUACACAAGGGCAACUUUUUCCAAAAUAUCGGUUCAAUAUUACUAUUUGCUAUUGUUGGUACAGCUAUAUCUGCAUUUGUUAUCGGAGCGGGGAUUUAUUUGUUGGGGUUAGCGCAGGUGGUGUACAAGUUGAGUUUUGUGGAAUCCUUUGCCUUUGGUUCCCUUAUAUCUGCCGUAGACCCCGUGGCUACAGUGGCUAUAUUUCAUGCCCUAGAUGUGGACCCUGUGUUGAACAUGUUGGUAUUUGGAGAGAGUAUACUGAAUGAUGCUGUGGCUAUUGUUUUGACGACUGCUGUGCUCGACUCCAAUGAUCCAUUUAUGUCCACUGGAGAGGCCAUUCUCUCUGCAAUUAACAGGUUUUGGUUAAUGUUCUUUGCAUCAGCUGGUAUUGGUGUCCUCUUUGCACUGGUUAGUGCUCUUCUAUUAAAGCAUGUUGAUUUACGCAAAAAUCCUUCCCUAGAGUUUGGUAUGAUGCUGGUCUUCACUUACGCACCUUAUGUCCUGGCUGAGGGUAUACAUCUUUCAGGUAUUAUGGCAAUUCUGUUCUGUGGUAUUGUGAUGUCCCACUACACCCACUUCAACCUGUCUACUGUGACACAAGUGACCAUGCAGCAGACAAUGAGAACAUUGGCAUUUAUUGCUGAGACUUGUGUCUUUGCCUAUUUGGGAUUAGCUAUUUUCAGUUUCAAGCACCGUGUGGAACCGGCUCUGGUGGUUUGGAGUUUGGUGAUGUGUCUCCUCGGCAGAGCUGCAAACAUAUUCCCACUUGCACUACUGUGCAACAAGUUCAGAGAGCACAAGAUCACUAAGAAAAUGAUGUUCAUUAUGUGGUUCAGUGGACUCCGAGGCGCCAUAUCGUACGCGCUGUCCCUCCAUCUCGGAUUCUCCGACGAGACUCGCCACGUGAUUAUAACGACCACUCUUAUUAUCGUCCUGUUCACCACGCUGAUCUUUGGUGGAUCAACUAUGCCCCUGUUGAAGUUUUUACGGGCAAACAAGAAAACAAAGAAAUCGCGGUCAUUGCGUAAGCAGAAGGAAGUAAGCUUGUCCAAGACAAAGGAGUGGGGCCAGGCCAUCGACUCCGAGCACCUCUCCGAGAUAACUGAGGAGGAACUGGAGGUAAAUUACUCGCAUGCGACCCGCCUGCGCGGCUUCGUGAGACUGGACAUUAAAUACCUGAUCCCGUUCUUCACUAGGAGGUUCACGCAUCAGGAACUGAAGGACUGUAAAAGCCAGAUGACCGACCUGACCAACCAGUGGUACCAGGCUAUACGAAUAACGAACGAUCGCGAGACAGAUGAAGAGGAAAUCUUGCCGCAAAGCUCCCUUUCUAACUCCAACAGUAGUCUCCAGAGGGGUGUCUAAAAUAUGUGUCUGUAGCCGUGUAGCGCAAUCCAGUAAGCUAUGAUGUAAGUAAAUGCACAGAUGAAUAAUGAAGACUACUAAUCUCCAUAUGAACUCACUGAGAUAUUUUUACCAGGUGACA